Molecule: messenger RNA, 459 nt
Organism: Aureobasidium uvarum
Lineage: Eukaryota; Fungi; Ascomycota; Dothideomycetes; Dothideales; Saccotheciaceae
Source: the annotation of a GenBank genome assembly
AUGGGAAAGCUCAUCAAGAACCACUUGGCCCGUCUUAUCGUCAUGACAGCAGCAACUUCGAACAACCAGUCUGAUUUUGACAUAGAUCACAUCGCUGCCAGCCUCCACGGCUUCUUCUGGCCCAAAUUUUUCUUCGACUUCUUGACAAAGAACUUUGACCCGGCCGUCAAACCUGUACCGAUACUACAGACCAUCAACCUCAUAUUCGGCUUCAUAAAUCUGGCCUGGGAAUGGCCACUUGAGUUCAUCGCCGGAACUGCAAUACAUCGCUCGUUAGAGCUAAGGAUACUGCUACUACCACUGUCAAGCUUGAUGGCUGUUUUACUAUACCAAGGGACCAAUCCCGCGCUGUACUAUAUCAUCGGCUGCGGAGUCUACUUCUGGGCGUAUACGGAAGGUGAGGUAUGUUGUAUCCUCACAGAGUUGACCUGUGGCUAUGCUGACCAGCACAACAGAUAG